Molecule: messenger RNA, 1948 nt
Organism: Stylophora pistillata
Lineage: Eukaryota; Metazoa; Cnidaria; Anthozoa; Scleractinia; Pocilloporidae
Product: peptidyl-prolyl cis-trans isomerase-like 4
Biological process (GO): protein peptidyl-prolyl isomerization
Cellular component (GO): nucleus
Molecular function (GO): peptidyl-prolyl cis-trans isomerase activity; RNA binding
Source: RefSeq, a predicted model, not a curated record
GCGACGGCUUUUCAACGUAGCUUUGUCGGCAUUUUACCUUUAAGUUUAGUGCGAUUAUUGCCUUUCUGUGCCCCGAAAAAGAAAUUUUAAACCUUUGUAGUCGUGAUUAUUACUCUUUUGGGUUUUUGAAGGUUUUCUUUUCGAGAAAUGUCGGUUAUUCUUGAGACAACGAUAGGAGAUGUUGUGAUCGAUCUUUUCACCUCCGAAAGACCUCGAGCAAGCCUCAACUUUUUGAAGUUGUGCAAGAUAAAGUAUUAUAACUACUGCUUGUUUCAUUCCAUCCAGCAAAACUUUCUGGCUCAGACUGGAGACCCAACUGGUCGUGGAAAUGGAGGGGAAUCUGUGUUCAGGUCCUUGUAUGGAGAUCAAGCCAAAUUCUUUGAAGCAGAAACUAAACCUCGCCUUAAGCAUAAAUCAAGAGGAACUGUCUCCAUGGCAAACAAUGGAGACAACUUACAUGGUUCUCAAUUUUUCAUCACCCUAGGAGAUGAUCUGGACUAUCUAGAUGGUGUUCAUACUGUGUUUGCUGAAGUUGUUGAAGGAUUUGAGGUCUUGGACAAACUGAAUGAGACAAUCUGUGAUGACGAACACAGGCCAUACCAAGACAUCAGAAUAAACCACACUGUCAUUAUUGAUGAUCCAUUUGAUGAUCCACCUGGCUUAGUUGUACCUGACCGAUCGCCAGAACCAACCAAAGAACAACUCGAUAGUGGCCGCAUAGGAGCUGACGAAGAAAUAGACGACACUAAAGGUAAAACCAUGGAGGAGAUUGACGAGAUGAUAGAGGAGCGAGAACUUAAAGCUGGGACACAAAUCCUUGAAAUGGUCGGUGAUCUUCCAGAUGCAGACAUGGCACCCCCAGAAAAUGUCUUGUUUGUUUGUAAAUUAAAUCCUGUCACUCAAGAUCAAGACUUGGAGAUCAUUUUCUCAAGAUUUGGGCCAAUUAAAAGUUGUGAGGUCAUACGUGAUCAGAAGACUGGAGAAUCUUUACAGUAUGCAUUCAUUGAGUUUGAGAAUGUUGAAGACUGUGAACGAGCUUACUUUAAAAUGGAUAAUGUGCUCAUUGAUGAUCGGCGAAUUCAUGUUGACUUUUCACAAUCAGUAGCUAAAGUCCAGAUGCAAAAGCAAGGUGCUAAACCAGUCUUCCCAGACAAAAGUGAAAAGGGCAAACCUAAAUUUGCCAUCAAGGGACAAAAGCAGUCAUCAACCUAUGAUUUGGUAUUUGAUGACAACUACAGUGAUAGAAAAUCUGGGGAUAAACUGAAAGGACAGAAAGAAGGAAACAAGGAUAAAGAUUUUCCCAAGUCGAGAAUUGAAAAAGUAGGAAAACCAAGGCGCAGUGAUGAUGACAGUGAAGAUCACAAACAAGAAAGAAAACGUGGUGGAAAGGAAAGAGACAGGAGGCGAGAAAGGAAAGAAAGUAACAGCAGCGAUGACAGUACAAGAGACAGAAAGAAGAGAGACAAGCGGGAAAGAAGAAGCCCCAGUAAUAGUGCUGAUGAUGAGGAGAGAAUCACAAAGAAAAAGAAAUAUGCAGAUGAAUACUCAAGAAGUCAUAAAAAUACCAAGGGGAAAAAUCAAUCGCAAAUUGAAGGAAAACCAAGAGAUCACAAAAGCAGAAGGGACAGGGAUCAUUCUCCAAGGAACAAAGACAGGAGUUCAAAGCACUAUCAAGAAAAACAUAAACAUUCCGAAAGCCACAGAAGCAGACACUCUUGGCACGAUUAUAAACAUCAUUCAAGCCACAGAUAUUAAACCAGAAAUAUUAUUGUCAACCAGUGGUAGUUGAAGUAAGGACUCAAUGGGAGAAAAUGUACAAAGUCAAGGAAAAUGGCUACCAUCAUCACUGUUUAAUAUGAGCCUGUUUCAGAAGUUCAUCGGGCGGUGUGACAGUUCAGGCACAUAAGAGAAGGGAAAGAUAACCCUCAAUUUUGUCCCUCUACCAGUG